UGGAUGGAGGAGCUUGCUGAGCUGAAGCAGGUGUCGGGACUGCGCAUCGCUACAGAAAGCGCUGCAUACAGUAUGUUAGGACGCUGCAAGAACACCUACGCGAUUGUAUCAUAGAAUCCAAUGUCUUCGGCAGACUUGGUUUGGUGAAUUAGGAUUAUUUCUUACGGGGGAAAUCAAUCAGACGACACAAUGGUUCACCACUCCGCGUCUAUCCAGUCCUUCAAACAGCAAAAGGGUAUGCACACCAGUAUCAGUGAGAUCCUCAAAGAGAAGAGUUUGAAGCCAUCACGUCGGAGUCUGCCCUGCCUGGCCCAGAGUCGAACACACCCACAGAACCUCAACCAUAUCCUGUCUGUGCCUCUGAACCCUGAACCCUCUUCUAAGCCUCGCAGCGCCAGCCCUUCCUGCACUGACAUCUCCCACCAGACAGAAGGCGGCAAGGAUCUAUAUGCCGAGGAGUCGGAAGCUGGGGCUUACGAUUGUAGAACGGACCAGUCACUUCUGAUCAAGAAACAUGUCACUAGAGCCAGAUUGGAGGCCCGCACAGAGUCUCUUCAGGAGAACAACCCAGCUGCCCCAUCCGGGCUCUUAUUCCGAGAUGGAAAAAAGCGCAUUGAUUACAUCCUGGUGUACAAGAAGUCCAGCCCACAGGUGGAGAAGAGGUGCACCUUUGAGAGGAACCUGCGCGCUGAAGGACUUAUGUUAGAAAAAGAACCCUCUUUGACCAACAAUGACAUCAUGUUUGUGAAGAUCCACGCCCCCUGGGACACCCUGUGUAAAUAUGCAGAGCAGAUGAACAUCCGGAUGCCCUUCAGGAAGAAAUGUUACUUCACUGACUGGAAAAGCAAGGCCAUGGGCAGGUUCCAGCUACGAUGGCGGCAAUUGAAGAGCUGGCUACCGAGGAACCCAAUGAAGCUCGACAAGGAGGCCUUGCCUGACCUGGAGGAGACAGACUGCUACACUGCUCCAUUCAGCAGGGCCAGAAUGCACCAUUUCACCAUCAACAACAGAGAGACGUUCUUCUCCAAUUCCACAAGAAGCAGAAUCGUCCACCAUGUCCUUCAGCGCACAAAAUAUGAGGACAGGAAGUCCAAGAUGGGUAUCAGUCGGUUACUGGGCAAUGGGACAUAUGAAGCGGCCUUCCCUCCCCAUGAGGGUGGUUACAAGAGCAGACAUCCCAUUAAGACACAUGGUGCCCAGAACCACAGACACCUGCUCUAUGAGAGGUGGGCUCGCUGGGGGAUGUGGUACAAGUACCAACCACUGGACCUCAUAAGGCGAUACUUUGGAGAGAAAAUCGGUCUGUACUUCGCUUGGUUGGGCUGGUACACAGGAAUGCUGAUCCCCGCUGCCCUGGUAGGACUCUUUGUCUUCCUGUACGGUCUCUUCACCAUGGACUCCAGCCAAGUGAGUAAAGAGAUAUGUGAGGCCAACACCACCAUUAUGUGUCCUAUGUGUGAAAACUGCAGCUCUUGGAUACUCAGCGAUAGCUGUGUGUAUGCUAAGGUGACCCAUCUCUUUGACAACAGUGGUACUGUAUUCUUUGCCAUCUUCAUGGCAAUAUGGGCCACUGUGUUCCUGGAAUUCUGGAAGAGAAGACGGGCAGAACUCACAUAUGACUGGGAUUUGAUUGACUGGGAAGAGGAGGAGGAGGAACUGCGGCCGCAAUUUGAGGCCAAGUACUCAAGAGUAGAGAGGGUGAACCCUAUUUCUGGCAAACCUGAGCCCUUCCAACCCUUCACAGACAAACUCGGGAGGCUCAUGGUCUCAGUGUCGGGGAUCUUCUUCAUGAUGUCCCUGGUAGUGACCGCUGUGUUUGCUGUGGUGGUUUUCCGCUUGUUUGCCAUGGAGAAAUUUGUGUCUUUCAAGUGGGAGUUUGUCAAGAAGAACUGGCAGUUUGCCACCUCUGGCACUGGCGUCUGCAUCAACUUCGUGAUCAUCAUGUCCCUCAACGUGGUGUAUGAAAAGGUGGCUUACCUGCUUACAAACCUAGAACACCCUCGGACAGAGUCAGAAUGGGAGAACAGCUUUGCUUUGAAAAUGUUCUUCUUUCAGUUUGUCAAUUUAAACAGCUCCACCUUCUACAUUGCUUUCUUCCUGGGAAGAUUUGCAGGCAGACCAGGGAAGUAUAACAAGAUAUUUGACACAUGGCGAUUGGAAGAGUGCCAUCCCAGUGGCUGCCUGAUAGACCUGUGCCUACAAAUGGGAGUCAUCAUGGUUUUAAAACAGAUCUGGAACAACUUCAUGGAGUUGGGGUAUCCGUUGCUUCAGAACUGGUGGUCUCGCAGGAAGAUGAAGAAAGGAGGACAGAUAGAGAGCAAGGUGUUACUACCACAGUGGGACAAAGACUGGAACUUGCAGCCCAUGAAUGCCCAUGGUCUGGUGGAUGAGUACUUGGAAAUGGUCCUGCAGUUUGGCUUCACCACCAUCUUUGUGGCAGCCUUCCCUCUGGCUCCUCUCUUGGCCCUGCUCAACAACAUCAUCGAGAUCCGUCUGGAUGCCUACAAGUUUGUCACGCAGUGGCGCAGGCCCAUGCCAGCUCGAGCCACCGACAUUGGUAUCUGGCAUGGAGUUUUAGAGUGGAUCGGUGUGCUGGCAGUCAUCACUAAUGCCUUUGUCAUUGCCAUCACCUCGGAUUACAUUCCUCGCUUCGUCUAUGCCUUCAAGUAUGGCCCCUGUGUGAACCAGACAUAUGGAAAUAUAUGCCUGGCAGGCUACAUGAACAGCAGCUUGUCAGUGUUCGACAUGGGAGACCAGAAGAACGGACAUCCGAGAUACUGCAGAUACCGUGACUACAGGGCACCGCCCUGGAGUGCUCAACCCUAUGAGUUCACCCUGCAGUUCUGGCAUGUCCUGGCUGCCAGGCUGGCCUUCAUCAUCGUCUUUGAGCACCUGGUGUUUGGCAUCAAGUCCUUCAUUGCCUACCUGAUUCCUGACAUGCCCAAGGGCCUGUCCGAGCGUGUGCGACGGGAGAAGUACCUUAUGCAGGAGAUGAUGUACGAGGCGGAGCUGGAGCACCUGCAGAAGGAGAGGAAGAAGAAUGGCAAGCGUUAUCACCAUGAGUGGCCUUAGCUAUGUCCAACCUCAUCCACCCACACAGAGACAUACACGCUCUCACACCAUAUACACACACACAUUCACACACACACACCCCCGGAACUCACUGUCACUGAGGCGGGCCGGCCUCACUUGGCUGAAUCUGUGCUAAAGAUGCUUUUCCACCUUCUUGGAUCCAGACCUCUCUGUCUCCCCCCUAUUACUUCCCAUCUCCCCAGUCCCCUGAGAUAAUGGCUCCUGUACAUUUUGAUUCCUGCACCGAUGCCCUACACCGCUUCAGCUUUUUUACCAGCAGGAUGUCAACAUGCCAGUGCAGUGUCGCUGCUUUGAAGGAGAUCCUGUGCAGUUGUCGUGUUUACUAUGCAGAUCAAGGGCUGCAGGUCACCAGUGCUCUCCUUUCCCUCACACACCACUCACACUGUUGCUGUGGCUAAAUGGCUGGGGCCACCCACAACACAGGUCAGUCUGCUUUCCACGGACACCAACAUGGUCACUGGCUCCGUCUGACUGCGUGUUCGUUUUGCACGUAGGGAUUCUUGUUGCCGCUAAGUGGCCCCAUUAAAAAAAGGCUACCAAAAAUAUCAGACGCUUUAUGCAAAUAGACUGUAUAUUGCCCUAAAUGCAUGCAAAAUUACAUUCUGUUUUUUUUUUUUUUUUUUUGAAAAUGCAUAACCAACACACACAGACACACUGUAUGAGAAUAUUGGUAAAUUACAGUUCCAUCAAAGAAUGCUCCGUAAACUGCAUGUUGGGUUUUGCUUCUAAGCACACCUUGUACGUCCUAUGGUCUCGGUGCCUGGUUUGAUGUGGAAUUUUCUCCUGUGUGAGCCCUUUUUGUCAUCGUGAUUGUGGCAAUGUAAAUUGUCCCACAAGCUAUGGGGCUGUGAGUUGCGAGCUCGAUGUAGUUUGUCCAGUUGUGUGUGCGUACAUGUUUGUUUGCGGUGAAAUGGCUUCAACGGUGACAUUGGAGAUAAAGGAACUGCCUAAUCGUGAACAGCAUUUUGAGGUCCAUUUUCAAUGGCCAAGAAGCAUGAUGAUUUUUGUCUUUCUAUCCAUCACCUCAACUCUUUGCCUUCAGCCUUUGAAUUUUCCACUGUAACAGAAAAAAAUGUACAUUUUGCCUUAGGAGAAUUUAAGGGUAAACCUUUGAAGAAAUGCAUGUUGAGAAAAUGGUUUUACACAUAAAAUCUUUAUGUUACACCAUCAAUGGCUCAAUAACUAGCAUUUCCGUCUUCUUGCAAGUUUUUAGUAGUAUGUCUCCAC
Molecule: messenger RNA, 4320 nt
Organism: Megalops cyprinoides (Indo-Pacific tarpon)
Lineage: Eukaryota; Metazoa; Chordata; Actinopteri; Elopiformes; Megalopidae
Gene: ano3
Product: anoctamin 3
Exons: 26
Coding region: 190-3072 (960 amino acids)
Biological process (GO): chloride transmembrane transport
Cellular component (GO): plasma membrane
Molecular function (GO): protein dimerization activity; chloride channel activity
Source: RefSeq, a predicted model, not a curated record